Messenger RNA from Drosophila eugracilis, 1083 nucleotides. RefSeq names its product RING-H2 finger protein ATL7. Bases 70 to 555 code for a protein of 161 amino acids. Gene Ontology annotation, biological process: protein ubiquitination. The transcript is spliced from 2 exons. Gene Ontology annotation, molecular function: ubiquitin protein ligase activity. NCBI's taxonomy places the organism in Eukaryota, Metazoa, Arthropoda, Insecta, Diptera, Drosophilidae. The record is from RefSeq and is a predicted model, not a curated record.
AGCAGUAAGACAUGCCGGGAUCUCGAAUCUGAUUGGAUAUAAAUAAAAUUAAGCAAAAAUCGGAACGGAAUGAGCAAUAACAACGUAAUCUGCACGAUCUGCUCGGAGCGGUAUCGCGCUGUGGACCACAUUCAAGCCGGUAGCUGUGGCCAUGCGUUCCACGAGGAGUGUCUGGACCGCUGGCGUUCGUUAUCACGCACUUGCCCCAUCUGUCGCUGCCAGAAUGCAACCUAUAUUCAACUCUAUCUGAACUUUGAGGAUUCGCCACAAAGCGGAUCUGUGCAUGGUGCCAGUGGAAGCGGGCAUAAUCAAGGCCAAGGUCAUAUCGGCAGUAGUUCCAGCAGCAGCACUGUCAGCAGUGACAACGGCAGUGGUGGCAGCAGCAACACCAGCAGCAGCACUAGCGACUAUGCCGGGAUUAUGAGAGAGUACGAAAAUCUAUUAUAUGAGACGGGCGUGUACCAAGAUGAGAUCGAAUAUCUUAACGAACGGAUUGGUAUACUCACUCUCCGCAAUUCCCGCGAUUCCCACGAGUCGGAUUCGGAGGAUCAGUAAAGAAGCACAUACACAUACGGAAAACAGUGAACUGUAAACACUUGAUUAUCGCCCUUUUCAUCAGAACAUUAGGGUAUAAUCGAUCCAAUCCGAACCUCAAAUUAUAUGAAGAAGAAAGCUGAGGCAAACAAAAGAGCCGAGGGAAAAAUGUAAACAAAAAAUAAGCGAUAAAGAGCCUGUCCCAUAAUAUUUGUAUAUUUGUCAAAUAUACGAUUUGAGAGUAAAACUAAGCAGAAGAAAAGAAAAGGUAUUUAUAGAUUUAAACAAAUAAAUUUAAGUAAACAAGCAAACAAAAUUUGGCAACUUCAUCACAGAAACUUAACACAAAAAAUUUAAAAUUAAGUUAAAAGACUUAGAAGAGACUUUAGCAUUAAACAAAUAACCAUUUCCAAAGACCGGUAAUUUCCCUAAAAUGUAGAGGCUAACCUCUCGCACAGUUUGCCAUUCGCAUCGAAUUAGGCGCAAAGUUUAAAAAUGUAGCCGAGUUGUAAACCACCCUGCAAGGAAAACAAAAUCAACUUACCUCAC